Molecule: messenger RNA, 2143 nt
Organism: Vanessa tameamea
Lineage: Eukaryota; Metazoa; Arthropoda; Insecta; Lepidoptera; Nymphalidae
Gene: Fbxl4
Product: F-box/LRR-repeat protein 4
Exons: 13
Coding region: 146-1987 (613 amino acids)
Biological process (GO): SCF-dependent proteasomal ubiquitin-dependent protein catabolic process
Cellular component (GO): SCF ubiquitin ligase complex
Molecular function (GO): protein binding
Source: RefSeq, a predicted model, not a curated record
CUUGAAUGUUCUAUUAUUUUGAUUCUAGCGCGAAGCGCUAUGCUGUUUGUUUAUUUUCAUUCAUCAUUUAGUUUCGUUUCGAUGUUGAGAAGAGUUGUUUGUGUUCUUAUAAUUGAUAAAAAAUAAAAUAGAACCCUGAGUUGAAAUGCAGAGUGCAUCAGAUUUAAUAUCUUCAUGGUUCAAAGACGAUUCUUAUAUGGAUGAUGAUAAAGAUGUCCAAAUAAUCGAGCAGUUUGUACAAAAUGUUGAAGAUUUUAGCUCUCAGUAUGGAAGUGAAAUAAGUGUGUCGUAUACAGCAUUCAAUCUUCGAGGCCCGCCUUCGAAUUUUCCAGAUUAUGGAGACUAUCCACAAGCCUUUGUUAUGAGAACUUAUGGAACCUGGUGGGAUGAAGCACCGUCAGUCCAAAAAGAUUAUAUGCCACAAAAUAGCAGCAUAAUACCAAGUCAAGAUUUUGUAGAAGUGUCAUUUGAGAGAGCAGUAUAUCCACUAGAAGUGGCAAUAUUCGAAACUUAUAAUCCUGGUGCUCUGGUUAGGAUAUGGGCUUUGGGACCGACAUCAUGGAUGUUACUAUGGGAAGGAGAACCAGAGUAUGCCGGUGAUACAACUAGAAUUUUCAGCCCACCAAUUAGACAAAUAAAUUUCCCUACAAGAAUAUUAAGACUGGAAUUUAAUCAUAGACUUCUUCCAUACUACACUGAACUAGAUGCAGUUUUGUUAAGAGGAAAAGAGCCACCGAAUUUAGUUAAAAUGAAGAAUAAUUUUACAUAUACUACACUGUUCUAUAAAAAAAGUCAACCAGCUAUAGAAAAAGGUUCGCUUCUCAACAGAGUUAUAGCUUCAAACUUGCACGAAAACGUUCUGAAUCGAACAGUUCUAUCUCAAAAUGACAAACUCAUAGACAGGGGUCCGCCUCUCGGUGACUUCCAAAGAUUGCCAGAUGAAACUAUUCUCUCAGUGAUGAAAUAUUUGGACAUGCAAUCGUUAUGUCGCUGUGCACAAGUGAAUAAACACUUCAGCCGGCUUGCGUCUGAUGCUAUACUCUAUCGAAGUAUUGAUCUUCGUCCUUAUUGGCACUGUGUGAGAUCUCAGGUACUCUUAACACUAUCAAUGAGGUGCAAAUUCCUUCAAAAACUAGAUCUAUCAUGGUGCGGUAGUCAUUGUAUGAUACAGCCCCAUUAUGUAGUCAAUUUCCUGAGAGACAGUGGGGCUGAGUUAACACAUUUACGAAUGAACUGCUGUAAAUUUGUUGACAAUUCAGUGCUAAGAGCUAUAGUCGACACAUCUUCUAAUUUACAAGAACUUUGCCUCCGGUCCGUGAUAAGCUGUUCAGAAUGGUCAUGUUUAUCGUCUCUGACAAAGUUGAAACGUUUGGAUCUGUACAGAACUCAUAUAACUACAUCGGCAGCCGUCGCCAUCGUCUGGUCUAACCCGGCAUUACAACACCUUAAUGUUGGUUCGUGUAAAAUGAUAUCAGCGAUGGAUGAAGUAGCGAUCGCUUUAGGUUCGAAUUGUCCAGAUUUAAUGUCAGUGGACUUUUGGAAGUCGUAUUCGUUGACGGCAGUCGGCAUCCGAGCGUUGGGGAACUGUAGGAAUUUGCAAGAAUUAGACGUCGGUUGGUGCUUACAAGCCGGUGGCUCUGGUGAGUGGUUGGCUUCACUCUCAGGAGGAGAACUACGCAAGCUGUUCCUUGGAGCGUUAAGAGGGGUCUGCGAUAGAGAUCUACGCGUGCUGUUACCGAAAGCGACGAAGCUGGCUCAGCUUGACCUUUUAGGAGUUCGUGCUGUUACUCCUGAUAUAUGCUCUGACAUACUUGCAGAAUGCCGGGAGCUCAAGUUGUUAGAUGUCAGUUUCUGUGAUCAAAUUCAAGAAUUUCAGGUACACGAGUGGAGGAGACAGUACCCCCAAGUUAGUAUAAAACGUUCCUUCCAAGCAGCUAACCUUAACACUGCACCAAACGCAUUGUUCCUAGUUCCAAGCUUGGAAUAAAAACUUAUAAACGAAAAACCUAUCCGCUAUAUUCGAUGUAUUAAUAUGGCGUAUGCUGUUUAAAUACUUUUUUAUCCUAUUCCAAUUAUAGGAAAAGUAAAGACAAAUAAACGUCUUUGACAUGUCAUUGAAAUUAUAUUAUCGUUCGAGAUCUAA